Puntigrus tetrazona (Sumatra barb) is the source of this 6111-nucleotide messenger RNA. RefSeq names its product adenosine deaminase RNA specific B2 (inactive) (gene adarb2). Gene Ontology annotation, cellular component: nucleolus; cytoplasm. Gene Ontology annotation, biological process: adenosine to inosine editing; RNA processing. The transcript is spliced from 10 exons. The record is from RefSeq and is a predicted model, not a curated record. NCBI's taxonomy places the organism in Eukaryota, Metazoa, Chordata, Actinopteri, Cypriniformes, Cyprinidae. Bases 262 to 2484 code for a protein of 740 amino acids. Gene Ontology annotation, molecular function: double-stranded RNA adenosine deaminase activity; tRNA-specific adenosine deaminase activity; double-stranded RNA binding.
AUUGGAUUCAAAGUGGCUGGUGCCAAAAAGCGCAGAGAGGCGCAGGAGCUCCAGACGCGGGAGGAGGACGCGGCGGUCCGCUGCGCUCUAAAUACGGUCAGACGGCCGAGAGGCACUUUUAGCUUUUUACCGAGAGCUUAUUAGAAGAGUGUGAGGCGGAAUAAGGCGCAGCUGAUAUCCCCGGAGCGUUUCGCGUGCGCAACUGCAGCACGGCAACUUCAGAAACAUCAAGCAGAACAAGUUCUCCAAAAUCUGAGCACCAUGGCAUCGGUCCCCAGCAGCCAAGUCAAAUGCAAGUUCAAGAGGAGGAGGAGGAGGAGGUCCAAGCGAAAAGAGAAAAUGAACAUGUUGUCUGCACUGAUUGCCCCCUACAAGUACAUGAGCCCAGCAGCCAAUUGCACAGAAGACGAGGACACAUUGAGCACCAGCAGUGCUGAAGUCAAGGAGAACCGCAAUACAGGAAAUUUGGAAGAUUGCGCUAUUGUUCCAUCAGACUGCCAAACGCUCUUCCUGUCCGAUGCGCCAAGGGAUGGGACGCCUGGCCUCAAGCGAAAGCGACCUUUAGAGGAGGACAAUAACGGACACUUACGCAAAUUGCGUCUGUACUGCAAGAAACUGGCAUGGUCUGAUGCACCAAAGAACGCUCUGGUCCAGUUGAACGAGCUGAGACCGGGUCUACAGUACCGGAUGGUCUCUCAAACAGGACCGGUGCACGCCCCUCUCUUUUCCAUCGCCGUGGAAGUCAACGGACUCACGUUUGAGGGCACUGGCCCAACAAAGAAAAAGGCUAAAAUGAAGGCAGCAGAGAUGGCCCUGAAGUCUUUUAUUCAGUUUCCCAAUGCCUCGCAAGCUCAUUUGGCCAUGGGCGGCCUGAGCAACCCCGCGGCCGACUUCACCUCGGAUCAGGCCGACUUCCCGGACACGCUGUUCAAAGGCUUCGAGCCUGAUGGCUGCCGCUCUGCCGAGAGCGAGUUGCUAUCUAGCGCCCUUCGUUUGCGCCACACGUUGGACUUGAUGGUGGUGCAGGCCAGGCAAGGAGAUCCCUGCCUUCCCCCACCUCCAGUUCCCACCACCCAGCCCAGCCCCGUUGUCCUGCUCAACGACCUGCGGCCCGGCCUAAGAUACGCCUGCCUGUCGGAGCGUGUCCAGGGCAAACGGGCGCACCGCAGCUUCGUCAUGGCCGUUCGAGUGGAUGGCAGGAUAUUCGAGGGCUCAGGUCGCAGUAAGAAGCAGGCGAAGAGGCAGGCGGCUCUGUGUGCCCUGCAGGCACUCUUCAACUUCAGGCUGGCACCUGAGGCGAGAGUGGGACACCGGCCCAGUAGGAUCAAAUGCCCUCAUUUGCCCCAGGAUUUUGCGGAUGCGAUAUUCCACCUGGUGCGGGAGAAAUACACGGAGCUGGCCGGCUGCUCGUCGCUGCUGCACGCGCGUCACAAAGGCCUGGCGGGCAUCGUCAUGACCAGAGGUCUGGAUCUGAGACAGGCCCAAGUGGUGGCGCUGUCGACCGGCACUAAAUGCAUUAACGGAGAGUACAUCAGUGACCAGGGCCUGGUGGUCAACGACUGUCACGCUGAAAUCACCACCAGACGAGCCCUGCUGCGCUUCCUGUACUCCCAGCUAGAGUUACACCUCAGCAAAAGGAAAGAGGACUGGGAGCAAUCGAUCUUCGUGCGGCACAAAGAUUCCUGUUUGAGACUCCGAGAGAACGUCCUCUUCCACAUGUACAUCAGUACGUCGCCCUGCGGGGACGGCCGUGUCAACUCGCCGUAUGAAAUUACCUCCGAUUUGCACAGCAACAGACACCUGGUGAAGAAGUUUCACAGCCAUCUACGGACAAAGAUCGAAUCCGGGGAGGGUACGCUGCCCGUGAAGUCCACGGGGCCCGUGCAGACGUGGGACGGAGUCCUUCAAGGAGAACGUCUCAUCACCAUGUCAUGCACAGACAAGAUUUCCAGGUGGAAUGUGCUCGGCCUACAGGGGGCGCUACUUAGCCAUUUUGUGGAGCCGGUGUAUCUGUAUAGCCUGACGGUGGGCAGCUUGAGACACACGGGUCACUUCUCCAGGAUGAUGAACCACAGGUUGGAGAGAGUCGGUCCUCUGCCUACCUGCUACAACCGUAACCAGCCUCUACUGAGCGGCCUGAGCAACAGCGACUGCAGGCAGCAGGGGAAGUCUGUGUGUUACAGCGUCAAUUGGACGGCAGGUGACACCCAACUGGAGGUGCUUAACGCGUCUACUGGGAAGAGAAGAGACUCGGGGGCUCCGUCGAGAAUUUGCAAGCAUGCACUUUUUGCACGUUGGAUCAGACUCUAUCGCAAGCUGGUGGUCCGUGGGGCGAGUGGUACGCCGCUGUACUGUGAAGCGAAGCAGGCGGCCGGCACCUACCAGACUGUGAAGCUGCAGUGGUUGAAGGGUCUACAGGAAGCAGGAUUAGGGACCUGGGUCAGAAAACCUCCUGAGCAGGAAAACUUCACUCUGACUGUAUGAGUGCGGAAGUCACCAAAACCACCUUCACCUUGCAACCAGUCACCACAGAAGCCCUUUCUCACCCUACAACAUCCCACUGCCAAAAAAUCUCCACUGGGAGAUGACUAGAGUCAUGACUAGUUGGUAAACCUUGUUCUGUCAAACUCUUGCAAAAUGUUGCUACCAAGGUAAGGAUGAUGCACGGAAGAAUUUUGUACCUUGCCUUUCAUGGCUUCUGUAGGGAAGGGUGCGAUUUAGUGUUUUUUUUCCAGACUAGUAAAGCACAAACCGCUGCCGAUUCUAUUGAUUUCAUUGGUUUUGUCAGUCACAAUGCUGAAUACUAACCCGUAACCCGAACCUGAGUAACUUAGCAUUGGAAGCACAUCCCCAAUUGAUAUCAUUACGAUUUGUUGCAAUUAAAUCUCUUCCAAAAGUCUGGACUUUGUAAUAGGGAUGAUCAAUGACACAGACUGAGGGGAGAGAUUUGCCCUUAACUGAUAAAGGAAAAAAAAUCAUGUUUACAGUUAGUGUUCCAACAUUUUGAAAGAUCCUAUACCCCAACGUUUGAUUAAAACUUAGAACAGUGUACCACCUUGUUCUAGCUAGUUCAAAAUUCCAACCACUGAGUGCUAUGCUAAGCUAAAGUAAAUUCAAGUAAAAUACAGUAAAUUCAACAAACUGAUUUUCUAGCAUUUGUAAUAAGGCUCAGAACUGAAUACUCUAAAGAGAAUAGGAUCUUACGUGAAAGCAAUAGAUUGCACUGCUAUAUUUGUCAACCGUUAUGUUUAAUAUAGAAUCGUCCCAUAUUUAAGGCAUCGAAGAAGCAAGAAUACAUUGUAUAAAAGUUAUCAACUGAUAAUUCAAUCUUCGCACAAAUCACUGUUUAAAUUGCAAUUAGUACAAGAUCGUGCAGAACUUGCGUCUGGUCACUUCCGCUUCACAACUAACAUUUUAAUUCAAGUUUAUUUCUAUACUGCUUCUCACAGUACAUAUUGGUGCAGUUUUACAGAAAAUAUUUCUACAUUAUAUUCGGGAAUAGGUCGAAUAUAAUGUAGAAACUUUUACCGCAAUGAUUGUUUUACAAUUAAAUUAACAAUUUUGUUUCAUCAUUCACGUUUUGAUUUUGGCAAACGCAAACAAUGCAAUUAUUUCUUAUAAGCACAACAUCCAGCUAAGCAAGAGAACAUGCAGUCUACCUGACAGAAAAUUGAUUUCUAUGUCAAUAUUGUUAAAUAGAGCAAAACAUUUUUAUCAUUUAAAAUGUUAGCGCGGCUCAACUUCAAGCACAAAUUCAAGCACCAAAAACAUCCUGCACUUUUUAAAUUCUCUUUAAUUGAAAAGUAUUAAUUUUCAUUGAUUCAGGCUACAUGGUUGCAAUAACAUUUUAGUUCAAAAAUUUAGUGCCAUUGUUUAAUAGAUAUUUUGCAGAUGUUCAAUUCAAGUUUUGUAUGCAAGUAAUUUCACAGUAAAUAGUACACAUUUCGACAGAACAUUCUUGCAACGAGCUCCAGAAGCCUCUGGACUACCUUCGUGCUAAAGGUAUUGCAGAGGCUUCUGGAGCUCGUUGCAUAAAUCAAAAUUGCCUUGUCCUCUUUUGUAACAAUCCCAAGAUUUCUCUGCCCUACACCGUAAGUUACAGUGGCCACAUUCAGAAUCGAUCAUGCAUUACUGUCCAUCGAGCAGUCUAUUAUUACACGCCAAUUAUCGCAAAAUAAUUUGGAUUUGUCCAUCAGUAUAUAAAAACCAAAAACAUGGAAGGUUAGGGGGUGCUUUGCUCUGGGAAACAAUGAAAGUAGCUUUCACAAGACUUUUGGCAGAACAAGGGUUACCAGCUACGGAAUCGACACCAAGGGGAAAUGUGAGAAACGGGGACAAUUUUCUCACAACACAGCACAUGGAAAGAUGGUCACCUCUCUUUCUCUCUCCACUGAUGGCUCUCCUGUAGCCGUCAUUCAAACGUGUGUAUGUGUGUUAACCUUCGCCAAAGUGAAAGGCAGCCGCCGUCUUGUCAUUAUCUGCCCGUUUCCGGAUGGCCUGCCCCUGAAGAGCUCCGACACGCUGUCCAAUUAGAGGUCCUGUCAGAGUGAUGCGUCCCUCAUUUUCCUCUCUCUCCUUUGCCUUUGGUUCAUUGGUACAACUUCAAAAUGGGGGAAGAAGGAACGAGAAAACAGUAGGGGUUGACAUUGCAAAGACAGGUUAAUUCAGCUCCAUUUUGGGUGUGCAGGUUAGAGGUAAUGGUGACAAGCUAAAUGUAAAUGGUGCCAUUACGACACCCCAGUCUCAUGCUGUUUUUUGAGCAGGGACAGCUUGCUGCUUUAAUACCUCAAUCCCGCUCACCGGUGACGUGUCAUUUCUCCGCUGGAUUCUCUUUGUGUGUCAGCGCUGUAUCUUUACACACGGUGUUCUGGGCAGAGACCUGCGUGAAAAGAAAGGGAAACGCCGGCGGUUUGAUGUAGGCACAAAAGCCGGAAAGAAAAUGGUAGAGAUCGGUGAUUAUGGAGUAAUUUGUACUUAAUGGAUUCAUUUACAAACCAAGCACAUUACAAAUUGCUUCGUAAAGCCUGACCCGAUCCUUUAAACGCAUGCCACUUUAACCGAAGUUUAACCAAUGAUUCUCCAGCAUCCGUUUAUUUAAUUUACAUACAUCCCAAUCAUGUCUUUUUGAUUUAGAUGCUUUUCUGUGGUUUAGUACGCGUGCUUAAAUCUUGAAUUAUUUCAUCAAGUUAUCACUAUUUGUCUGUGAAGAUGUUUAUUGUUGUAUACAAUCAUAUUACUCCAUGAUUAUUAUAUUAUAAUUGACUCAAACAUUUUAAUGGUCGAUUCUUUUCUUGGCAUAGAUUAUCGCAUCACUCGUUACUGCUUUGAGUACAUUAUCACAGCACGUUUUUUCAUAAGCUUUCAGUAUGUAUUUUCAAAUGCCACUUUGUCAACCUUUGCUGAGAUGUCACGUAUCCACCCCUUUACAAACAGCUCAAGAUGUUACAGGGACACCUAGUGGUGGCAAAUAUAUUUGAGGUUUUCUCUGACCCCUGUUUAACGGCGUUAACAUCAUUUAUUGUUUGUGUUUUUUCCUUUUAUAAUGACUCCAUUCCAGCUUAAACGUGAUCAGUUUGUCUACUAAUAGAAAUAUGAAGUUGGUGAAACUGACAGAUCGAAAUAUGUAUUACCCAGCAUUACCUACCUUUUGACUUCUUUCCAUCAUCUGGGUUCAUUUUAUUCCCCAAAGGUUCAACUUCACAAUAUUCCAUAGUUAUUUCCACCACACAGGAAAACCCAGUUUGAAAUGGAUAUGAUCGGAAAGACUGUUAAUGCACGUAUGUCUUAUGUAUUUUUGUUUCACUUAUCUUUUUUUGGUCACCAUUUGUUUUGUCAUUACGACAGAAACAUGAAAAGCCCCAGACCAUACUACAUUUCAAGUAAUUCAGUCGUAUGGCAUGAUUGAAUGGCAAUAUUGUACUAAUGACUGUACAUUUUGUAAAAAUUUGUAAAAAAAAAAAAAAAAAAAAAAGAAAAAAUUAAAAGAAUACCUUAAAGAUAUCUCUCAAUAAAGUGUACAUUUUAACCCAGAAGCAUAUGCUGCUAAGGUGUGUACAUUGCACUUUGAGUUAAAAGUGAAUGUUUAUGUGAAUAAAAACAAAUGUUGUGUUA